AUGCCCCUGGUCGAGAUGAGUGAGCUCCGCCAGCCAGAGGCAGACUUUCAGGCCGCAGUCCCGGCCCUGGGCCCAGUGGAGGCACAGCUGUUGGGGGCUGAGGGCAAGGAGGCUGCAUCCCCCUCGUCCUCCUCCUCCUCUUCUUACUCUGUCCUGUUCCUGGACACCUUGGAGAGGGGGCUGAUGCUGGAGAACCCAGAGCCCCUCCCCCACUGCCAUGAUGAGGAAGGGCCGAGCACCUGGCAUGACCAGGAAGAUGUGCUCCAACAUGCUCUAUGUCAGAAGGUGGAUGAACUGGUGGCGUUCCUGCUGUUCAAGCAUCAGACCAAGGAGUCGACCACAAAGGCAGAAAUGCUGACCAUCCUCAAAGAUUACCAGGACCACUUCCCCGUGGUCUUCAGGCGAGCCUCCGAGGACAUGCGGCUGGUCCUUGGCCUCGACGUGAAGGAAGUGGACCCCAGCAAUCACUCCUAUGUCCUCGUCCCCACCCUGGGCCUCACCUACGAUGGGAUGCUGAGUGACGGGCCGAGCAUGCCCAAGACCGGCCUCCUGGUGCUGCUCCUGGGCCUGAUCCUCCUGGAGGCUGACUUUGUUGCCCCUGAGGAGAAGGUCUGGGAAGUGCUGAGCAUCAUGGGGGUAUAUGCAGGGAAGCAGCACUGCAUCUAUGGGGAGCCCAGGGCUCUCACCAAAGUGUGGGUGCAGGAGGGCUACGAGGAGUACCGGCAGGUGCCCCACAGCGACCCCGCCCGCUACGAGUUCCUCUGGGGUUCCCGGGCCCACACGGAGACCAGCAAGUGUCCGGCCCUGGGGCAUCUGCUCUGGGUCAAUGGAUGGGAUUCCAGGUCCUUCCCAUCCCUGUGUGCAGAGGGUGUGAGCGAUGAGGAACAGGGACCCUGA
Mesoplodon densirostris (Blainville's beaked whale) is the source of this 897-nucleotide messenger RNA. Its product is annotated as melanoma-associated antigen 10-like. Lineage: Eukaryota; Metazoa; Chordata; Mammalia; Artiodactyla; Ziphiidae. Gene Ontology annotation, cellular component: nucleus. Gene Ontology annotation, biological process: negative regulation of transcription by RNA polymerase II. The record is from RefSeq and is a predicted model, not a curated record.